CUCUGUCCCCCAACCCUUUUCUUCACCUCUCACCGCACAUCACCCACUAUUGGUCACUGACUGACUUGAGUGGCUGAGCUCUCCACAACUACCAUGGCUGCCUCCACCGCCGCCCUCAUUUCCUCGGCCCCCUCCCGCGCUUUCUCCUCCUCCAAAUCCACCCCUCUCGUCGCCGCCUCCUCCAAACCCAUCUCCCAAACCCUGACCUUCCCCAAAUCCAUCCACGGCCUCCGCCUCCCCCGCGUCGCCCAUUCCGCCUCCCUCUCCCGCGGCGGCUCUCACGCCCGGAAGUCCUUCGUUGUCAAAGCCUCCGCCGUUGAGCUUCCCCUCGUCGGAAAUGUUGCUCCUGAUUUCGAAGCCGAGGCUGUUUUCGACCAGGAAUUCAUCAAGGUCAAGCUCUCUGAGUACAUUGGGAAGAAGUAUGUGAUUCUCUUUUUCUACCCAUUGGACUUCACGUUUGUUUGUCCUACAGAGAUCACCGCUUUCAGCGACCGCCAUGCUGAGUUUGCGGAGCUCAACACAGAAAUCUUGGGUGUUUCAGUUGACAGUGUGUUUUCCCACCUCGCAUGGGUCCAAACUGAUAGGAAAUCUGGCGGUCUUGGAGACUUGAAAUAUCCACUGAUCUCUGAUGUCACCAAAUCAAUUUCAAAAUCUUAUGACGUGCUGAUCCCAGAUCAGGGAAUUGCUUUGAGAGGACUCUUCAUUAUUGACAAGGAAGGCGUCAUUCAACACUCCACCGUCAACAAUCUUGCCAUUGGCCGUAGUGUAGAUGAGACUAAGAGAACGCUCCAGGCCUUGCAGUACGUGCAGGACAACCCCGAUGAAGUUUGCCCUGCUGGGUGGAAGCCUGGGGAGAAGUCCAUGAAGCCAGACCCCAAGGGCAGCAAAGAGUACUUCUCCGCAAUAUAAAGCUGGUACAUUGCAUAUCAUUAUCCAUGUCGAAUUCAAAUAGGGAGGUGUAAACGAGUUUUGUAGUUGUGUAAUCUCUUUUUUCAGUCCUUGGUUAUUUUGAGCAUCAGCAUGUCACAAUAAAACCCAAUCGAUGGGGCUUGCAUGACACGUUUGUUCAGCGUAUUCAAGCAUCAUACAAUUUCGUUCAUCGCUUUCUUUUUUAUCAUGUAAACAGGCCGAGCCUCUGUAACUUUAUGUGAUCUGAAACUUGUAAGAUGGAGAGAAUAAUCAUCAUUCCUCUUCUAUUU
Messenger RNA from Malus domestica (apple), 1199 nucleotides. RefSeq names its product 2-Cys peroxiredoxin BAS1, chloroplastic-like. NCBI's taxonomy places the organism in Eukaryota, Viridiplantae, Streptophyta, Magnoliopsida, Rosales, Rosaceae. The record is from RefSeq and is a predicted model, not a curated record. Gene Ontology annotation, biological process: hydrogen peroxide catabolic process; cell redox homeostasis; response to oxidative stress. Gene Ontology annotation, molecular function: thioredoxin peroxidase activity.